Messenger RNA from Paramuricea clavata, 1152 nucleotides. The record is from the annotation of a GenBank genome assembly. NCBI's taxonomy places the organism in Eukaryota, Metazoa, Cnidaria, Anthozoa, Malacalcyonacea, Plexauridae.
AUGGCCUCAAAAUCUGGACAAGAGGCAGCAAUUUUCUCUUCUGAUCCGUUGUUUUGUCCCAAUUGUGGAUCGAUUUUUCCUUUACCAGGUCUGUCAGAUGUAGUUACUUGUAAAGUGUGCAAAUUUCAAAAAGAUACUAAAGGUAUGAUUUGUUUUUCUCGUGAUCUUAAUUUCACGUGCUUAUAAUUCCAUAUUUGAUACAGUAUAUACACUAAAACUAGAAUUAGUAAAAUAGGCCGUUGUGUUCAUCUGCGGAUGACAUAUACAUCAUCACCACAAUAAUUAAGGUGUGGCUAGUAUAUAUGAUUUUAUAAAGUUGUUCAAAAUAACACCCUGGCCCUGGGAAUGUCCUUUUUUUAGUAGAACCCCCCGAAAAUCUGCACUCUCCUGCGAGAUGAGACUUGACCCUUUAUUUAUUCUUUUUUCAAACAGAAUUUGAAGGGAUUGAGAUCUAUUCAAAGAAAGUUUUUAAUACUUACAAACCUAAAUCUGACAUUCAACAAGUUGAUGACGAAAAUGAGCUUGUCGGACCAAUGGUAAGGAUUCAUUAAUUGUGGAAAACUCAUUUGAAAAUAAAACCAAACAGAGAACAUUUAAAGAGUUUCUGAAUUCUGUUCAUUAGAAUUGUCCACUGACUGCUGCCAGGUUUAAUAUUACCACAAAUGUCGAUGUGCUUCUUCUCGGCCGAAAAAAUGUGUGGCAUAUACCUAACAACAACUUGUGUUUAUAUAACAACAAACUCACAUACACUUGUGUUUACAUAACAAGAAAUGUUUGGGCAAUUACAGGUGGACCAGAAAUGCUCAAAAUGUGGACACGAAGGAAUGACGUUCUUAACAAGACAAACUCGUUCAGCAGAUGAAGGACAAACUGUGUUUUAUAACUGUCCACGUUGUGGGUAUGUAUGUAUUAAAAUUCAGUAAAAUAACUGGCUGUAGUUUAAAACCAGAACUAUCUGAAAAAACAGACUACUUGGAAGAAAGACUAUUGGAAGAAACAAUGAAAUGUUUAAGAACUUGUCCAAUUCAAACACCAACAACAGCAACUUAUAAUAUAUUGCAUAAUUACAAUACAUUUCAUGUUGUACCUUUCACUUUUGUUAUUUACACUGUCUAAUUGUUUUAUAGCUUUCAGGAAACCGAAUAUUCAUGA